AAUGGGAACAUUUAAAUAAAAAAAUAUUUUCCCUUUUUACUUUUAGGCAUUUUCAAUUCGGUGUUUAAUAAAUUAGCGGUUUGUGUUCCACGGGCGAUGUAAUGAUGCAAGCAGCAACCGGUAGUGAUUCACCUUUGACGUCACUUUGUAGUCCAUUUGACCUCGGAUGCCAGAGAAUCCAUUUGACGUGAAGCUAAGCUGCCGAAAGUUGUGUAACAGGGAAAACAAAAGGACACGGCUCCCGGGAGGACUCGUCCAUUUAAGUUGCACAGAGGGUAUCUCCUCAUACAUUAACCCUCUUAAUCCUUAUUUUGCGCUUUCGCCCUGCAAAAAUGUUUUCUCUGUCAACGUCGUUUCAGCCACAGCAGAUGAUACUGCCGCUCAGCCAGCUCAUCAACGCCCUCCACUCUCUGAAGAACUCAGCCACAGCCUCGGUCCAGACCCUGCACAGAGAUUUCCCCCCGGAGCACACUUCAUAUCUAAAAGAGCCCACUGUGAGUCUGAGGGAUCUGGGCCUAUCGGAUAUCAGGCUGAGUCAGUUGGAUGAGCUGGUCAGCAGGUUACUGCCUGCAUCGAGACCAGAGGAGCCUCCUGCUGUUCCUUCACCAUGGAGGACCAGUCACGUUUCUGGAGACAGCUUCUUCCACAACAAGCAUGGGUUCUCACACAGAAGGUUGGGGGUUUUCGGCUCUCCAGUAUUCCACAGACAGUACCACAGUCCUCUAAAAGAAGUGUGCUCAGAGCUACAAUUCCUGCCUGUGUGGGUGCAGAGUCGGGGUUUCAAGACACUCAGAACAAAGCCCAGACGAAUGGAGUCUGGUUAUGACGGCCCGGUGGAGUCUGAACCCUACACACCAGCCUUCAUGAAGGGGUUGCUUCAGAGGGAAAAGGGACCAGAGGCACAAUCGCUGGACCAACUGCUCAAACAUAAGAAUCUUCCAGACAACCAGCAGGAGGCUUUCAAGACUGGUUUCACUGAGGGCUUCAUGAGGUCUCAGGCCUACACUCAGAGAACACAAGACUCGCUGAGGAGAACCAGGGUGAUCCUGUUGGUCCUCCUACUUCUUGGUAUUUAUGGCUUGUCAAGAACCCCGUUUCUCUCGGGUAAAGGCUCCUUUUCUGAUGCUGUGAGGUUCCGCACCACAUCUGGUCUUGACUCAGCCGUCGACCCCAUCCAGGUGAAGAAUGUGACAUUUGAGCAUGUCAAAGGAGUGGAGGAGGCGAAGAAUGAAUUACAAGAUGUUGUCGAGUUUCUCAAGAACCCCCAAAAGUUCACUGUUCUCGGUGGAAAGCUGCCCAAAGGGAUCCUCCUUGUAGGUCCACCAGGCACAGGAAAAACUCUGUUGGCGCGAGCUGUGGCCGGGGAGGCCGACGUGCCUUUCUACUACGCCUCAGGAUCAGAGUUUGAUGAGAUGUUUGUGGGUGUUGGUGCGAGCCGAAUCAGGAACCUUUUCAAAGAGGCAAAAGCGAAUGCUCCCUGCGUGAUCUUCAUCGAUGAGUUGGACAGCGUUGGCGGAAAGAGGAUUGAGUCUCCUAUGCAUCCAUAUUCCAGACAAACAAUCAACCAGCUGCUGGCUGAAAUGGACGGGUUUAAACCAAAUGAAGGCGUCAUCGUUGUUGGUGCUACAAACUUCGCAGAGGCUUUGGAUAAUGCUCUGGUAAGACCAGGGAGGUUUGACAUGCAGGUGACGGUCCCUCGCCCAGACGUGAAGGGACGCACUGAAAUUCUCAACUGGUACCUCUCCAAGAUCAAAGUGGACACUGCUGUGGAUGCGGAGAUCAUCGCCCGAGGCACAGUGGGCUUCUCUGGUGCGGAGUUGGAGAACCUGGUCAACCAGGCAGCCCUGAAGGCGGCCGUGGACGAGAAAGAGAUGGUCACAAUGAAGGAGUUGGAGUUCUCCAAGGACAAGAUCCUCAUGGGCCCUGAGAGGAGGAGCGUUGAAAUUGACAAGAAGAACAAGACCAUCACAGCCUACCAUGAGUCGGGCCAUGCCAUCGUUGCCUAUUUCACCAAAGAUGCAAUGCCCAUCAACAAGGCCACUAUCAUGCCUCGGGGCCCAACUCUUGGACAUGUGUCCAUGCUCCCAGAGAAUGACCGCUGGAGCGAGACGAGAGCUCAGCUGCUGGCUCAGAUGGAUGUCAGUAUGGGCGGCCGAGUCGCAGAGGAGCUCAUCUUUGGAGAUGACAACAUCACCACAGGAGCCUCUAGCGACUUCGAUGGAGCAACCAAAAUAGCAAAGAUGAUGGUGACUAGGUUCGGCAUGAGUGACAAGCUCGGUGUCAUGACCUACGGUGACGUAACCAAACAGAGCCCCGAGACACAAGCUGCUAUCGAACAGGAAGUCAGGAUUUUACUCAAGGACUCAUAUGAACGUGCUAAAAACCUCCUGAAGACCUACAGUAAGGAGCACAAGACGCUAGCUGACGCCCUUCUACAAUAUGAAACUCUGGACGCCAAAGAGAUCAAGAUGGUGCUGGAGGGCAAACCACUGGACCACAUGAUAACUCAGUAGAUGUUUUAGACUCUUGUAUCCUGUGUAUAUAUAUGAAGCUGUGCAAUUAUGCACAGGCCUUUUGGAGGUCUUGUAUUUCAUUUGUUUGUAUCCCUCUUAUUAUCAAUGUGAAGACGAGACGGAAAUGAUUUACUUUCACCCCCUUCUACAAAGUUUUAUUUGGUUAAUUUUAAUUUCUUUGGAUUUUCCUGUAGAGACAAGGAAUCACAGCAGGUUUUAAAGCACUUUGAGGUUUAAUUGGAUGAAACUGAAAAUUUGCUCUCCAGGUUUUUGUCUACCACAGUUCACAAAGAUGUUAUACCAAGUAGCCUCUCUGUCAUCUGCUCUGAAGAUAAAUGACUUCUGUCGUAGUUUUAUACAUCAGAGUCAUAUCUGGUAUCAUAACAGGGUUCCAAUACAAAUGAUUUAGACAACAAUCAUGAUUAAUGAUGGUGAGAUGAUUUAAUUCACGUGGCUAUGUCUCAUUUUAAAUCUGUACAGACUUGUGAACACCGUAGGACCUUAAAUUACCUCAGUCUAGAAUGUACCAUUUGGCUGUAGCAAGGUACAGGUGAUACAGAUCGCUGUUCAUGCUGAACUCUUCAUUUUACAGUGUUGUUUCAAAACAUGAUGCCCUUCAGUUGCAUCCACCAUAUGCUAUCUAUUUUGUGUAUUCUUAUUUAUUUAAGUGCCCAAAGGUGUGUCCUCUUUUUUUUUUUUUGACAUUAGUGCUAGGCCCUCAUGUCCUACUCUGAGAUCACCUGUAACUGAUAAAUGAGGGGAAAUGUGUAAAUACUGUAAGCGUGUGCAAAGAUUUGGCUUUGUGCUUCUGUUUGUUCCUUUAGAUGAAGGCCAUGUGAAGCUCAAAUAAAGGUUACUCUUACCCAUGAA
Molecule: messenger RNA, 3383 nt
Organism: Acanthopagrus latus (yellowfin seabream)
Lineage: Eukaryota; Metazoa; Chordata; Actinopteri; Spariformes; Sparidae
Product: ATP-dependent zinc metalloprotease YME1L1-like
Exons: 18
Coding region: 333-2513 (726 amino acids)
Biological process (GO): mitochondrion organization; protein quality control for misfolded or incompletely synthesized proteins
Cellular component (GO): mitochondrial inner membrane
Molecular function (GO): ATP hydrolysis activity; ATP binding; metalloendopeptidase activity
Source: RefSeq, a predicted model, not a curated record